AUGGUAACAUUAAUGGAAAACCGUUGUGUAGCUGAACUCUUCGAAAGGGAUUUCUUGAAAAGUGUCUACGCUUUCAGGGCCAGCUUGGGGCGGGGGCGGCGGCGGCGGCGGCGGCGGCGGCGGCGGCUGCUGCUGCAUCCCUCGCGGGCCGGAGGGUGCCGGGGACGCCCGGGCACCAGGCACACUGCAGGCAACUCUGUCCGGCUGCUCCGGACCGCUGGGGUCCGCGUCCUGGCUCAUGGCUGCUGCCAGCACCAUGCGGGGCGAGACCAGCCCGGGAUCGCGGCGAGAGAGCUCACCGGUGGGGCGGUCCCGGGCCACGGGCGCUCACCGGCCGGGGUCCCCGUGCCCAGUCCCCUUGUCCUUCCCGGUGGUGCGGGGAGGAGACGCGAGGGGCGGGGAGGAGGCAGUCCCGGCGGCACCGCCUCCUCCUCCAGCCGCUCCAGCUUGUCCUGGCCAGCCACGCGGGGGCGGGGGUCAGGGGGCGUCUCCCGACCGGUGGGAGCUGCUUGGCGGCCGGGUGCUGCUGGGCGCCUAGGUGGACCCGGGAGCUCUGCCCGCCAACCCCGGGCGCAGCAAGCGGGGAGGGAGCGCGGCGUGCGCCACCCGCCACUGUGCACCCUGCUCCACGGCGCAGCACACCGCGGGAGGAAGGGGACACACGCAGCCCGCGGCCUGCCACCGCGCUCUCGCUCCACCCGGGAACACCGAGGCCUCCAGCUGUCCCCGGGGAUGGUGCGCGCGGCCUCUCGCACCUACUGCCCAAGCCCGGCGGACCGAGCGCGCCCGGGGUGUCUGUGCGCACCGCCAGUGCACAGUGCGCUCGGCCUGGAGCCCGGCCAGCGCCACUCGCGCCUGAGGGACCCGACCCCGAGGGGAAGAAAGCCUGGACUGGCCCCGAGGUUGGACUUGAAUUGUAACUCAGGUCUCAGAUGACCAGGCCCCGGGGCUCUCCAAAUUGGCAGCUCCAGCUGCUGAUUUCAGGGGGUCCCCGGAAGCAGCCAGUGGGGCCACCAUGCAUUUCUGGUUUCUUUUUCUUUUCACUUAAAAGACCCCGCCACGAUCCCACCAGCGCAAAGACAAAACCAAGCGUACGUUUUAUUCUUUUUUAUUGGCCAAAUCUCCGUGGAAAUGUAAAAGAUGAAAAGAGUUUGCCGAAAACGUACAGUCACCCUCACAGCCUCUGAAGCCCUCUUAAUUAUCCUGACGCCCGCGUGCGCCGGUCCACCUGCACUCACCGAUUCACAGCUGUGGACGCGAACAUCCUAACAUCCCGCGGCCUUUCAAGGCUGAGAGCCGCCCCACAAGGCGCAGCUUAACAUCCUGGCGCGUGGGUGCGAAUAUGCGAGGCACCUGACACAGCAGAAAUGUCUAGGGAGCUGAGCAAAGACCAGAAAAAGCAGCCGCCCGGUAGACCUCACCGGCUGUCUGCAGUAAAGGAGUUCUAAGUCGUGACGCCAGCAUCACCUGAGAGUGGAGAAAAGCGUGCCUUGGGUGCCUGGGAAACCACAGCGCAGGAUGCUCCACGGCCUGGAGGGGGGUUUGCUCAGGUCGCCACCCAGCUCACCUUCCUCCCGCAACCACGCGGAGGAAAAUUCUGAAGAUGGGUUCCCUGAGACCUGGCAACUACUUUGAAUUCCCUAGAAGACGCUUUCAUUUCUCCCCAAACUGUGAGUUUCCAGCCUCUGGAAACUACGCCUACGCCUCUGUUGAUUUCUGCCAUCAUUGUCUUUCUCUCUCCUUCCUUCUCUCUCCCUUUUUAAUCUUCCUCUCUCCCUCUUCUAAUAUAAAAUGACACUAUCAAUUCCUUGUAUACUUAAAGAUCAGUUUGCCACAGUUAGCAAAAUUCCGCCUUACCAAAACAAA
Messenger RNA from Cebus imitator (Panamanian white-faced capuchin), 1866 nucleotides. RefSeq names its product collagen alpha-1(I) chain-like. The record is from RefSeq and is a predicted model, not a curated record. The transcript has 2 exons. Bases 1 to 936 code for a protein of 311 amino acids. NCBI's taxonomy places the organism in Eukaryota, Metazoa, Chordata, Mammalia, Primates, Cebidae.